Molecule: messenger RNA, 2542 nt
Organism: Pimephales promelas (fathead minnow)
Lineage: Eukaryota; Metazoa; Chordata; Actinopteri; Cypriniformes; Leuciscidae
Source: RefSeq, a predicted model, not a curated record
GUCUGGCGGAGGCAAAUGUUUCCUUGGUUGAAGCCAGAUCAGUUUGCAACGGUUGUGUAUGGAUAUCUCAAUACAGCUUCAUCUCGCUAUGCCAUCGUGCUACACCUAAACACAAUCUAGCUUAAAUGUCUGUACUCGGGAGGCACUGCAUUCACAAUACUUUAAUUCCCGGCGAGGAAGAAUUUGGCGAACCUGAAGUGAAACAAAGGAAUGUAUUGAGCGUGUUGUUGUUUGCGCGUCACUGGAUGGAAUGGCAUAUUUGCUCUACAGCUUUCUUUUGUUGGGCAGUGGAGCGCUUUUAUUCUUCGCGCCUGUUUGCGCCAUUUGCCCUGAAACAUGCGACUGCCAGCAAGCGCAGCAUAUACUCUGCGCUAAUAGCGGUCUGCGCACGGUGCCCAAAGCGCCACAGGUGGAGCACGCAGUGGACGUGCGGGUUCUCGGUCUUGCGGGGAACUUCAUUCACAACCUUAGCGCCUUCGACUUCAUGCGCUAUGGCAACCUAAUGAGACUUAAUCUCCAGUUUAACCAAAUAAGGAAUAUACACCCUAAAGCAUUCGAGAAACUUUCCAAACUGGAGGAACUAUAUCUGGGCAACAACUUAAUCUCGGCAAUACAACCUGGGACUCUACAGUCGUUGAAAAAACUCACAAUAUUAUAUAGCAAUAACAACGAAAUAAAGGACAUUGCUUCCGAAUCCCUUAGUCACUUAAAUAGUUUAGUCAAACUGAGACUUGAUGGAAAUUCUAUUGAAUUUUUAAAAGAAUCCGUUUUCAAAGGUCUGCCAAAUUUAAUGUUUCUGCACUUAGAAUCGAACCAGCUUCGCCAUAUUGACCGCAAUGCGUUUUCGCGGCUCAGCAAACUGCAGUUUUUAAACCUAUCAGACAAUAAACAAACAGAACUGCGAGAUAGUUUUAUGUUUUCCCAUCUUAAGUCACUUACAUCUCUUCUAAUAACAGGCAACCAAAUAAGGCACAUUGGAAAUAACGUCUUUCAGAAUUUGAAAAAGCUAACAAAACUUUCGCUGAGCCACAACAAGAUAGUAGAACUGGACAACGACGCGCUCAAAGGGCUCGCGCGCGUUAAAGAAUUCGAGAUUGACAAGAACGAGCUAACAGAGAUCCUGGCCGGUCUGCUGGACCCGCUCGAGCGCGUCGAACACCUCGACUUCAGCGACAAUCACAUAUCUCGCGUGGACCCCCGUGCUUUCGGCCACCUUUCACAUCUAAAAACCUUAAAAUUGAAAAACAACCGUCUUGAGAAUCUCUCCGGUGGAAUUUUCGCCACAAACGGCGUUUUGUUUCACGUAGAACUGAAUGGGAAUAACUGGACGUGCGACUGCCGGAUGGAGAAGUUUAAAAGCUGGAUGACGCAUGCGCAUUCUCUGGGAAAGCUGUUGACCGUGUUUGUGCGCUGCCAUCACCCCCCAGCGCUGGCGGGAAAAUACAUGGACUAUGUCAGCAACUCGCAGCUGAGAAAUAUGAGUGGCUAUUGCGAGUCAGAACCUCUGUCUCAGCCAAUGGAGAGCCAUGGAGCGGUAGCAGAGACAUCUAUUCUCAAGGAGGAAAGAGAGAAGCGAGAAGGAGAAAUACAUGAACAAGUUGGGGUCCAAGGGGAUGAGGGAGAGCAAGGGAUUGAGACAACAUUUGAAAGAAAGAAGAAGAGGAAACUUGUCAGCUCAAGACCAAGACCCACAGCUGGGAAAAAUGUCUCUUUAACUGAUUUUCCCACAACAAUGUCCACGUUCCUGACAGGCCACACCAACUUUGCUUUAGCCCAACAGGAACAGUUCAACCUGCCCUUACAGGACAGUGCCAAGCAUCAUAACACAAGAAUCGCAAUGAUCACUGAUGCAUGCCAAUUCAACCAUGACUCCAUCCUGAAUGUUAGCGUGGAAGACGUCACUUCUAGUACAGCCACAGUCCAUUGGAGCACAACUCCUGAUGUUGGACUGGUUCAUGGGAAAGAACUUCUUUUCCGGGUUUUAUUUGACCGUUUCGGCCAUUCUUUCCGUUUCCCACGCUAUGUUUACACAGAUGGAUCUGACCGGGUGGUGACCCUACAAGAGCUUCGCCCCGACUCCACCUACAUCACCUGUGUGGAGAGCGUAGUGGACGGGGCUGUGUGCCAGGUUGCCCCCAGAGAUCACUGCACUGGAUUUGUCACACUUUUGCCCUCGGUGACAAGUGAGGUCAACCUACAGCUGGUCACAGUAGCAGCCCUUACAGCUAAUGCUCUGCUUCUGCUUCUGGUGUUCGUAUUCUGGUUGGGGCGUGUGUUGAAGAGGCGGAUCAGAAGCAGGAAGUCGUCCGCUCACGGACAUGUACGUCACAUGUACUCAACCAGACAUCCGUUUCGCUCGACUGUGGCUACUACCUGUGUCUCUUCUGAAUUCAGUGGUUACCAAAGUGGGAGACAACUGGCUGAAGAAGGUGACCUCAUCCAGUUCCCUGGCGAACGUUUCUUUGACAACAGCCCCGCACGAAGAGAUGAUGAUGUCAUAAUGCUCAGAUACUCUGACUGAACUGUCUUGUGUGUCUGAAAA